Molecule: messenger RNA, 1588 nt
Organism: Dioscorea cayenensis subsp. rotundata (Guinea yam)
Lineage: Eukaryota; Viridiplantae; Streptophyta; Magnoliopsida; Dioscoreales; Dioscoreaceae
Source: RefSeq, a predicted model, not a curated record
UCUCCUUCUCUCAAACCCUCGUCACCUACCUGCGUGGCGCCUCUGCUCCACCGGACCACCUCUCUAGCCCUCGUCACCGCCGCGCGCAGCGCCUCUCCUCCACCUCUCUAGCCCUCGUCACUUCAAUUUCAUCCUCUCACAAGCCUCAUGCCUGCGAAAAUCUCAACCCGAACUUCUGCAACCUAAGGUUAGACGAAGCUUCGCCACCAAAAAUCUAGUUCGGCCGUAUCCAGGCAUGUCGAGAGGUGUCCAAUCGUAUGAGAGGGUGUCGGAUACGGUGUCCGACCGUGUCGACGGCGUAUCCGUGUCGGACACCGGCACGACAUCGGUACGUCGGCAGUUUUGCCGUGUCCGUGCUUCCCAGAUUAUACCCCGGGUAAUUGGACCUGAAAUGCCAUCUCGUGAAUUGUUGGCUGCAGCUGCUGAAUUGACACAAGCAGAGGCUACGCUGAGGGAAGCAGAAGUUGAUGAUUUAUUUAUAGGCCCUCCUCCACCUACUAUUGUUGCUGAAGCUGAAUCAACAAAUGAAGCUGAGAGGUUUGAAGAGGUGUCACGAAUUGCUGGGGUUGAGGUUGAUAAACCAUAUGAUGUGCUUGCGGUGAAUUGGAAAAUGUCAUUUGAUAACAUAAAAAAGAGGUAUUGGAAAUUAUCUUUGAUGGUUCAUCCCGACAAAUGCUCCCACCCGCAAGCACACCAGGCUUUUGUGAUAUUGAACCAAGCUUUGAAAGACCUUCAGGAUCCUGACAAGAGAAAAGCCAUUGAUGAGAAGAUCAAAAUUAAAGAAGACCAAGAACAGUUUGAGGCUGAGCUGAAAGAACUAAGGGAAGCUGCUAGAUGGAGACAAUCACAAGGUAUAAGCCUUGAAGGAGAUGAAGAACUUCUGGCAGUAGUAAAAGAAGCUCCCAAAAGAGAUGAAUGGAUGACAACAUUGCCUCCUGAGAGGAAACCGGGAAUGCCGCCUAGGCAGUCUACAUCAUUUAGCAAAACAGGCAAAGAAGGACGAGGUGAUACUAGUGUGUGGACCGACUCCCCAGUGACAGAGCAGAAAAAAAGAAAGCUGAACUAUCUAGAAGCUUACAACAAAGCCAAAGCAAUUUCUGACGUGGAUGGUGAGAACAGCAAAAGAAGCUCAAAUGCUAGUUUGGUUGAUGAAUAUAAUGCUUCCAAGCGAUCUGUCUCUCUUCUCCAAAAGCAUCGAGCAAAGGGCAAACGACCGAAAAAGAAAUCAAAGCAGACCGAGAAAGAAGAAUGGGUUGGUGCACACCCUUGGAAACCAUGGGACCGUGAGAACGAUUUGUCAGCAGGUCGGAAAAAGGUCGAUUUGGAUUCGAAGAGCAUGGGUCAGGGUUUGACCUCGCGCUUCUCAUCUGGCCCCACACAAAGGAACUUCUUGUGAGCGAGUUCAUUGCAGAUAUGUUGUUGAUCACUGCAACUCCUGAGUUUUGACGGGAGAGUUGUGAAUGCUUUACGCUCUCAUAAAUUCCUGUCUUCAUUCUCUGAAUUAAUUUGCCAUGUUUUUCUUUUCCUUUUGGCCCUGUUGAAAUCACUGACUUUGUAUUUUAGAAGAAAUAGAAGUUAAAUUGCAUAA